Malassezia globosa CBS 7966 is the source of this 1929-nucleotide messenger RNA. RefSeq lists its product as uncharacterized. Gene Ontology annotation, cellular component: nucleolus. The coding region runs from base 1 to 1929 and encodes 642 amino acids. The record is from RefSeq and is a predicted model, not a curated record. The transcript has a single exon. NCBI's taxonomy places the organism in Eukaryota, Fungi, Basidiomycota, Malasseziomycetes, Malasseziales, Malasseziaceae. Gene Ontology annotation, molecular function: rRNA binding. Gene Ontology annotation, biological process: maturation of LSU-rRNA from tricistronic rRNA transcript (SSU-rRNA, 5.8S rRNA, LSU-rRNA).
AUGACCACGAAAUCGAAUGCCCCGACUAAGGUGCCGUCCAGUUUGCCGGUGCCAUUCGCGGAGCCACACGGGACAAACGGUUCGUUUGAUACAGAACUGGAUGCUAUGUUCGCCGCCGCGCCGAUUCCCUCGACAACAGCCAGGCCCGUCAAGCCCCAGAUACCCGGCCAGCCAGAGAAAGAAAACGAGGAGCUUACAACAUCUGAUUUGAAUUCAGCCAGCGAAGAAGAGGAGGAAACGGACGCGACUGGUGGUGCAGAAGAAGAGAAUGGACAAGUCGACGAUGAUGUAGAAGCGGACGAAGAUAUCUCAGAUGAAGAUAUGGAUGAAGAAAAAGCAGCAGACAUGGUACUUCGUGGUCAUUUCGACAAGAAACGCAAAAGCAAGGUCAUAUUGGAAGACGAGUACGAAAGUGAUGAGGCAAGAAGUAAACGCACAAUUUUCCUAGGCAAUGUGCCAAUCGCGGCGCUGACGAGCCGGGCUGUGCGAAAAGAACUGCUGCGUCAUAUUCUCGACAUGUCCCCAUACCCAACGUGCACGCAUGUGAUGUCUCUUCGCUUCCGCAGUGUGUCAUUUCGGGCGCCAACCACGGACCUGUCGCAAUCAACAGGCGAUGCACCGUCGAGUCAGGGCAAAGCGAAGCGGCGCGAACGCGCACGGAAAUUCCGUGAGCUCAAAGGUGUCGGCACAGAUGGGGACAAGACCACCCAGCCGCCUUUGACGUCACAGCAGAAGCGAAAAAUCGCCUAUAUCCAGCAGGAUGUGAAUGAGCGUGCAGACGCCGUGAAUGCGUAUGUGCGAAUUGGCGAUCCGGCUCUGGUCCAUCAACACCGAAAAGCGACAGAGCCACUGGAUCUACGGCUUACUGGUGCAAUUUUGAGCACGCUUCUUGCCCGUGCUCUGGAUAAUACGACGUUCCACGAGCGCCAUAUUCGCGCAGAUGUUGUGCGUCCAUUGGCGAUGCACGAAAUCAUUGAGGCAGGUCUCGACAAGAUCCGCACGGCUGAUGGCACGCCGCUGAGCCACGCAAGUGCUGUGGGGGCGACAGAUCCUAAGCGCACAGUGUUUGUAGGCAACCUGGACUUUGAAGCACACGAAGAGGAUGUACGUGCGCUCUUCGAGAGACUCGUGCGUGAGGAGCGCGGUCCACCGCCAGCUGUGCCCAUAUCAUCGCUUCGGCUGGAUGACACGCCUACAGUGGCCUCCACGUCAUCCAUGGCGCCCUCGUCAUUGAUGAAGCCUGGCGAAUGGGUUCAAAGUGUACGGAUUGUGCGUGACAGGGCAACGCAGCUAGGCAAGGGCUUUGCGUACGUCAAGUUCCUUGACCCCAUGUGUGUUGACGAGGUGAUUGCAUUGGCUGAGGCGGAAGAAGCGUUCGUUGCCGCUGGUCGGCCUCAAGGACGUGCACGCUCGACAAGGACCGGAGCACAAGGUGCGGCUAGUGGGGCAGCGGGGGUCAAGUCGAUCUCACUGCAAGAGGGUCAAGAGUUCCGUCGUCGCGUCAAGCUUAAUAAGCGCGCUCUGCGCGUAUCGCGGUGCAAGAGCAUCACGGGUGAUGAGCGAAAACGGACUCGAUCCCAGCAUGGAUCAGAUCCAAGUGCUUCUAGACCACAGACGCCGCCGAAGCGCCCUAUACCAGAAAGCUUAGCACGUGCUCGAGCAAGUGGCGCUCCGACACCGAAUGGCUCCUCGCCUCAUGUACAUGCCAUGCCCGAGAAAGCUCGGUUCCUGUCAUCGUUAUCGAAAGAGCAGCGUGCCCUUGCGAAGAAGAGUGAUCCCGACCGUCAGGCCCGGCGCGCGCAGAAGAAACUCGACAAGCGAAAGGCGCAGAAAGUUGCGUCCUCCAUGGGCCGCGGUCGAGAACGAGUUGCGCUGCCCAAGCGCGGCACGGCAAAGAAAAUCACACGUGCCAAGAGCACACGCACCUAA